CUGGAAUAAAAUAUUAAUAAUAGAAAAUAUUUUCUAUUAUGUGGUAUCGUUUAAGAAUUUUUAUUUAUAUUUUUAUAUUAUUUCAAUUCGUUUCAGUGUCUGGAGAAAUAAGUGCUGGUAUUAAGUUGCAUGUUGAUGGUUCUGGUUUUCAUAGAAACUUCACAUAUCACAUUAAACUAAAUAAUUUUACUACGAACAAUUGUUAUAUAUCAUUGCAUUUUGUACUUCCUUCGGCUCUUUACGUAAACAUUAAUGAGUUAGCAGAUCUAAGAAGAGUCGAUAAGAUUAACGUAUGUUCUGUAGGAGAAAAAAAUAUAGAAUUAUUUAUGGAGAAUGCGAACUCUCAGAAUAUUACUUUUUGUAGCCUUAUCAAUAAUGGCACAUGUAUCGCAUCAUUACCAAUUCACCAACGAUAUCAAUAUCCUAAAGAGAAUGGUGAUUAUGAAAAUAUUAUUUUGAAAAAACCUAUUUUACUUAUAGGUUGCAAGCAAAGAAUUAAAGAAUAUAGAGUCUCUAAAAUAGAUCUAUGUCCAUUGUGUGCCAAUAUGAUGAUAAAAUGGAGAGAAAUACCAUAUGUUAUUGAUGAGAUAGAUUACAUAUGGACAGUACCUAUAGGAAAUACAUCCUUUUUGCCUUGCGUCACUUGCAUUACAUUAUUAACAACAAUUAUAGGAACUGUUUUUUUAAUGGGAACAAUAUGGAAGACUAUGUCUAAAGAACAUUUAAAGAAGAAUUAAUUUAUUUUCAUAUUUUUGCAAGAAUUAUCUUCCAUUACUACUCCUAUCUGAUAUAUUGAAACUGGUUUUUGCUUUUUUAUUGGAUCAUUCCACUUUUGUACUUUACCUUUACCAAAUAAAAUAAAAAUAAGA
This is a messenger RNA of Vespula vulgaris, 869 nucleotides long. RefSeq lists its product as uncharacterized. The transcript has 5 exons. Gene Ontology annotation, biological process: GPI anchor biosynthetic process. The coding region runs from base 39 to 737 and encodes 232 amino acids. The record is from RefSeq and is a predicted model, not a curated record. NCBI's taxonomy places the organism in Eukaryota, Metazoa, Arthropoda, Insecta, Hymenoptera, Vespidae. Gene Ontology annotation, cellular component: endoplasmic reticulum membrane.